GGGUAUUCGUCUGCGCACGCGCCAGAAGGAUUUUUUUUUUUUUUAAUAGUGCUAUAAAAAGAGAAUUAUAACUGUCAGGUGUUUUUCCGUUUGUUUCAAAUUUACCGCGGGGCGGAGCCUAAACUAGAGAUUUCAGUAGCAUCCUAUUGGGAAAUAGCGUCUCACGCCGUGACCCGGAAGCGGAAAUGGUGGCGGGUUCUAUGGUGACGGCCUUAACAACGGUGGUAGGUAGAGUUCAAGUGGUUUGGGCGGCGGAGGCCGGUGGUCUCUGACUGAGGGAGGAAAGGGACGGAGGGAUGGCAGAGAAGUUCGACUCCCUGGAGGAGCACCUGGAGAAGUUCGUAGAGAAUAUCCGGCAGCUGGGCAUCAUCGUCAGCGACUUCCAGCCGAGCAGCCAGGCCGGCCUCAGCCAGAAACUGAAUUUUAUGGUUACUGGCUUGCAAGAUAUUGACAAAUGCCGGCAGCAACUUCAUGACAUCAGUGUGCCUUUGGAAGUCUUUGAGUAUAUAGAUCAAGGUCGCAACCCCCAGCUUUAUACUAAAGAGUGUUUGGAAAGGGCAUUAGCUAAAAAUGAACAGGUGAAAGGCAAAAUUGACACUAUGAAGAAAUUCAAAAGCUUGUUGAUUCAAGAGUUGACUAAAGUGUUCCCAGAGGAUAUGGCCAAGUAUAAGGCUAUUCGGGGUGAAGAUCCUUCUCCUUAAGUGUUAAUUACAUUCUGUAUUAUCCUUCAAGCACUGGAGAUAGGCUAUUGUGUCCUUAACCUAACAAGAGGAAUGAAGACAUACUCACUGAAAUGGUUAUUAAAUAUAUUGCUUCUUGGACGACAACAGGCUAUGUUUGAAGCCAUUACAGCUUUCUAAGGACAUACAGAAUUGAACUCUGGAUGAAACCAGCAGCUGAAACCAUCUUUUAAAUGUAAUGACUAAUGCAUAUGUGAACUGAAAAGCAUCAGCUUUGCUCGUCUAUUAUUUGAUUAUUAAAAUAGUUUAAAUCAUCCAACGUCUUGCCUUGUAUAAAGUGAAUUGGGAUGGUGGAAAUGGCUGUCUGCCACUUGUGAUACACUGCAACCUACAAGGAGAGAUACAGUAAAAAUUGUUUUGGUUAACUUUGUCUUGAAUUAUUACAAGUUUGGCUGGGCACCCUUUUUCAUGAUGUUUUUGUCUGCUGGAACAGUAAAAACUGAUUCUGUAACUGUAUAAAAGAUCAAACCAGAAUAUUUUGCAUUUUGUACAUAGAUAGUUAAAGAUAUCUCAGAACAAUCUUUUUGGCAUUCUCAGUUUUGUACAAUGUUUUUAAAAAAACUUCUUUGAAUUUUAUUGCAAUCUCAUUUGGUUUAACCAGUAUAAUAAAGUCUUUGAAAUAAG
Messenger RNA from Hemicordylus capensis (graceful crag lizard), 1364 nucleotides. It is a transcript of the gene MED10, whose product is annotated as mediator complex subunit 10. Bases 297 to 701 code for a protein of 134 amino acids. Gene Ontology annotation, cellular component: chromatin; mediator complex. NCBI's taxonomy places the organism in Eukaryota, Metazoa, Chordata, Lepidosauria, Squamata, Cordylidae. The transcript has 4 exons. Gene Ontology annotation, molecular function: transcription coregulator activity. Gene Ontology annotation, biological process: positive regulation of transcription by RNA polymerase II. The record is from RefSeq and is a predicted model, not a curated record.